GUGUGUUUGUGCUUCUUCAUCAAUCGAUCGAUCGGGUGGUGAUCGAUCAUGUCGACGGCGCACGGGCACGGGGCGGCGGCGACGACGCUGCCGCCGGGGUUCCGGUUCCACCCGACGGACGAGGAGCUCAUCCUCCACUACCUCCGCAACCGCGCCGCCUCCGCGCAGUGCCCCGUCCCCAUCAUCGCCGACGUCGACAUCUACAAGUUCGAUCCAUGGGACCUCCCCUCCCAGGCGGUGUACGGCGACAGCGAGUGGUACUUCUUCAGCCCGCGCGACCGCAAGUACCCCAACGGCAUCCGCCCCAACCGCGCCGCCGGCUCCGGCUACUGGAAGGCCACCGGCACCGACAAGCCCAUCCACGACGGCGCCACGGGGCAGGCCGUCGGCGUCAAGAAGGCGCUCGUCUUCUACAAGGGCCGCCCGCCCAAGGGCACCAAGACCAGCUGGAUCAUGCACGAGUACCGCCUCGCCGCAGCCGACCCGCUCGCCGCCGCCGUCAACACCUACAGGCCAGUCAAGUUCCGCAACGUCUCCAUGAGGUUGGACGACUGGGUGCUGUGCCGGAUCUACAAGAAGACGGGCAUGGCGUCGCCGAUGAUGGCGCCGCCGCUCAUCGACUACGACCACAUGGUCGACCACGACGACCUCUCCAGCGGCGGCGGCGGCAGCUUCGACGAGGCUACCGGGUUCUACACGCAAUCCAACAGCAGUACAUGCAGACCCAUGAUCAUGCAGCAGCAGCAGCACGCCGGGAGGCUCCCGACGAUCCCGCCAAUCUCCGACCUCUUCGACGACUACGCGUUCGCCCAGAUGUUCGACGCCGAGGCCGAGCACCUCGCCGUCCAUCCGUCCCUGAACCAGCUCCUCUCCGUAGAAGGCGACAGCGCGGUCCACCGCGUGGAGCCGUCCUACUACGCGCCGCCGUCGUCGUCACCGGCCGGCAGCACGGGGAAACGCGAGGCGGCCAGCCCGGAAGAGUGCGCCCACCAGUCGUCGGCCAAGCGGCUCAAGGGGUCCUGCUUCGAUGCGCCGCCGCAGUCGGCGCGCGGCUUGCAGCCGGCUUCGGCGGUGCUGGGCGGGCUUAACCAUCAGAUGCUCCCUCAGUUCUGAGCUGUAAUUAAUCAACUUGAUUUGGCCUGUAUGCGCGGCGACACCACCAAAUCUUGCAGAUGCUAUCAAGAUUUUAAGAUAGAUGAUAAUGUGUAGAACUAAUUAUUUACUAUUCUAUUAUUGAAAAAAAAAACCAGGCAUGUAUACAGUGACGGGCGCAUGAAUUUGGAGAUGAUACUACGACACAUUAAAAAUGUCA
Molecule: messenger RNA, 1312 nt
Organism: Lolium rigidum
Lineage: Eukaryota; Viridiplantae; Streptophyta; Magnoliopsida; Poales; Poaceae
Product: NAC domain-containing protein 48-like
Exons: 3
Coding region: 49-1113 (354 amino acids)
Biological process (GO): regulation of DNA-templated transcription
Molecular function (GO): DNA binding
Source: RefSeq, a predicted model, not a curated record